Closterium sp. NIES-67 is the source of this 3677-nucleotide messenger RNA. NCBI's taxonomy places the organism in Eukaryota, Viridiplantae, Streptophyta, Zygnematophyceae, Desmidiales, Closteriaceae. The record is from the annotation of a GenBank genome assembly.
AGCCUACCGCAGAGAAAACAGCGGACGCGGCGAGACUACAUCUGUCGUAGGGAGCUCGCGCCGGGGGUUACGGAGACCGUUUGUGAUGCUUGAAGCCCCUUCGUUACCCCCGGGAGUCGCAUCCGAUGCUCAACUUGAGGAUCUCACGCUGCGACUUGAAGGCGGACGCGUAUUGAAGUUCUCAUGCAACGGAUUCCGGUGUUUAGGGUUGCGGCGGCCUGGUAGCUUUGACGCCUACUCGCACGAAGAAAAACGCACUAGGGAAGACGCCGAAGGCAACCGACGAGAGUCGUCAUUUUCGCCGCGGCUGUAUCACCUGCUUGGGUCGAACUUAGUCGCUUGGUUUUGAGGCGCCUCAAAUCUAGACUCCUCUCACGAACAACGCAGAGAGUCGUCGUUUUCGCCGCCGCGGCGGCUGUAUCAUCUGCCUGGGUUGAACUUCAACUUAGUCGCUUGGAGGCCCGGCCUCCGAAUCUGACACCUCGCUUGGGGCCUUAAUACACCGCUGAGUAAACUUAGCCAUUUCGAGGGCCGACCUCCGAAUCUGACGCCUCGCUUGGGGCCUUAAUACGGGUAAACUUAGUCAUUUCGAGGGCCGGCCUCCGAAUCUCGGGGCCUCAAUACUCCGCUUUUCCCGUGAUGGUGUCAGCUCGCGAUUGGACGACGCCGGUGACUCGGGGAGUGCUUCUGUGUGGUAUCAUGCUGCUGACGUCAUGGGGAGGGCUGACCGCUCCCGUGCAGGGACAGACGAUUGACAAGAGCCAGUUGCAAGCACUGUGGGACAUGCAGACGUCAUGGGGACAGACUUUCGACCAAUGGGACACCGACGGUGACUGCAGCGUCGCAUACAACAUAUCUUGCAACGCAAAGGGCAUGGUGACGUGGAUCGAGCUCACGGGGCUGAAUCUGGGAGGGCCUCUCCCCACCACCAUCGGUGACUUGGUGAAUCUCUCGCACCUGACGUUGGAUGCGAAUGGCAUCACGGGCUCCAUCCCAUCCACCAUCGGCCGACUCACUGCCCUCACCUGGUUCUCCAUGGUUCGCAACAGCCUCACUGGCAGCUUCCCCAAGACGUUCACGAGCCUGGUCAACUUGAAGGACGUCUCUAUUUAUCUCAACCAGCUCAGCGGGCCGCUUCCUGAUUUCAGUGUCCUCCCCAACUUGGUCCAAUGGGGGUCGUCGGGCAACAAUCUCACAGGGCCGCUUCCUGCUCGCAUUGGCAACUGCAAACACAUGAAGGCGAUCUACCUGCAAGAGAAUCGCUUGGCGGGCGUCAUUCCAGACUCUAUCUCGAGCCUAGUGGAGCUCACCCACCUUGAUCUUUCCUACAACAGCCUCUCUGGCACCCUGCCUUCCAACAUCGGCAGUCUGCAAUGGCUUGAAACCCUGUCUUUGCGGAAGAAUCGCAUUGGUGGAAUCAUUCCAGAUUCUAUAACGAGUCUCAUAAGCCUGUCAGAACUGGAUCUCUCAAACAACCAGCUCUAUGGCAACCUGCCGUACAACAUCAGUAACCUGCAGAAACUUGUAUACAUCAACAUAGGCAACACGGACAUGGAUGGAAGCUUGCCUGAGACGCUUGCCACAAUGACCAACCUCGAGACCCUGUCAUAUGACAGUCUCCUGGUGUCCUGCCCGACGGGGAAAUGCAGUGUGGUCGCAGUUAACACCACCACCUUUUGCUCUGACUGCCCUGGCUUCUGUGCCUCCUGCCCCACUGCUCUAGCCCCAGCCUCCGCCCCAGCCCCUGCACCCCGCCCCCAUUCCCCCCCGUCCUCCCCUUCUCCCUCACCACCGUCCCCCUCUCCGUCCCCACCAGCGGGAGGGGGAAGCUUUCCCCCCCUGGCCCCCCCUUCAGGGGAGGGGGGAGGGGUGUCGACAGGGGUGGUGGUGGGGGUGGUAGUGGGAUCUCUGGUGCUGUUGCUUGCAGUGGUGGGUGUGCUUGUGGCCUUGUGCUUGUAUCAGAAGAAGCGCAAGGAGAGGGCAGCUGCAAAUGAAGACGCAUUGAUACCAGGAUCAAUGCAAUGUCAGCGCUACCCCCUGGCGGACGUGGUACGCGCCACGGACAACUGGGCGGAGGGCAACAGGAUCGGCAGCGGCGGGUUUGGGGAUGUGUUCAGGGGCGUGUCGCCGCAGGACCCAUCUGUGGUGUGGGCGGUGAAGCGCGCUACAGUAAUCACCAAAGACUUUCGCCGAGAGAUCAACGAGAUGGCGUCGAAGCACCACCCCAACCUUGUGCGUCUGCUGGGUUACUGCAUCGACGUGGACGUGGCGGCUGAGAGCACGGAGCAGAUCCUCAUCUACGAGUUCAUGGACAACGGGGACCUCGAGAGGUGGAUCGGGCCAGGUGUGGCUGUUCCUCUGACCCUGCGGCAGCGCUUUGACGUGCUCAUAGGGGUGGCUCAGGGCCUGCAGUACCUCCACAGCUUCAACAUCGUGCAUCGCGACAUCAAGCCCGCCAACAUCCUGCUUGACAAAAAGAUGCAGGCCAAGGUGGCUGACUUUGGGCUUGUGCGGAUGGGCGAAGGCACCACUGUAGAUGCGACGCGAGUGAUGGGAACACCUGGCUAUGUGGACCCCGCCUACUUCAAGUCACAGAAGGCCACUCCCAUGGCCGAUGUGCACAGCUUUGGCGUGGUGAUGCUGACAGUCAUCACCGCUCGCAAGGCUCUGGACACCUUGGAUGACAGCCAGAUCAACCUCAAGAAAUGGGUGCAACCCCUGGUGGACGCAGGCGAUGCCGAAUCCAUCAAGGACCCGCGUCUCGACGCCCCGAGCGAUGUCAUCCUCCGCCUCGCCCGCCUCGCCCUGUCCUGCACCGCCACGCCUGUGGCGGGUCGCCCCUCCAUGGCACGCAUUCUCUCUGACCUCAUGGCCAUGAAGGAGGAGUUCCUGGGGGCGGAUGUGGACCCCAUGCUGGCGAAUAUCGACACCGAUCUGGCAGAGAGGAUGGGGUCGAGCAUUUCGCAGGAGAUUCGGCGGGCCAACGAGGUGGCUUCGGAGCGGGAGGGAGCGUCGGGGCUGAGCAUUGCGAUUGGGGCUGUGGAGUCGUACAACAGCCUUGGGGACUGAUGUGCGUUUGAGGUGUAGCAGUGGGAUUGGGAAGAGCUCUGGGAUCCUUGGGAAAGAUGACCUUUGAGUCGACUCAAAAGUGAAUGGGGUGGCUUCGCAGCGGGAAGGAGUGCUGGGGCUGAGCAUUGCGAUCGGGGCAGUGGAGUGGCACAGUAGCCUUGGCAACUAGCGUGCAUUUGAGGUGUAGCAGUGAGGUCGUCUCUCCGACCGCAUGGCCAUGUAGGAGGAGGUUCUAGGGGCGGACGUGGACCCUUACAGAUUAGACCCUUCCGGGGGUGGAGGUGGUCCGUACGUAUGCUGGUCCCUACCUGUACCUGGUGGAGAGGAAGGGGCCGAGCUUUCUUUUGAGUCGACUCAAAAGCAGAGGUGGUCCCUAUGCUGCUCCCUAUACUUGAUUAAUGGAGUCCUCAAGCUGCUUUGAUGAAUGAGAGUUUUGUAAUGUUGGAGUUUCUGGUCGGAGGGUUGGGAGUAGAGGAGGAUCCGCCUUUGAGCCAUGUUGGGCUGAGAAAAGCCCUUAGGAUCUUUCCAGUUGUAGAAUGAGACUUGAGUAGUGCAGCGGAAGUUGAGUAGUUGAACCCUUGUACUAGUAUAUGAGAACAAGUGAUUGA